Messenger RNA from Chlorocebus sabaeus (green monkey), 3275 nucleotides. RefSeq names its product interferon related developmental regulator 1 (gene IFRD1). The record is from RefSeq and is a predicted model, not a curated record. Lineage: Eukaryota; Metazoa; Chordata; Mammalia; Primates; Cercopithecidae. Gene Ontology annotation, cellular component: nucleus.
UUAAGGCGUCGAGGCCUCGCCUGCCCCGCCUUAGCUCCCGCGCUAGAGAGAAACAUGUAUCGUUUCCGAUCACAGCUCUUCACGGGGAUUUCUGCUGCCGCCACCGCCCACUCUUACCCCCGCCGUUUCUCGCCUCUGUUGUUAGCCGAAGACUCGCCUCUCAGCCGCCCGCCGCACAGACGCACGAGUAAAAAGUGCAGCUCCAUCGGCUGAUCCUCGCUAAGCUCCGACUCUAGGCGGCACCGGGCGUCCCACGAUGCCGAAGAACAAGAAGCGGAACACUCCCCACCGCGGUGGCAGUGCUGGCGGCGGCGGCUCAGGAGCAGCUGCAGCGACGGCGGCGACAGCAGGUGGCCAGCAUCGAAAUGUUCAACCUUUUAGUGAUGAAGAUGCAUCAAUUGAAACAAUGAGCCAUUGCAGUGGUUAUAGUGAUCCUUCCAGUUUUGCUGAAGAUGGACCAGAAGUCCUUGAUGAGGAAGGAACUCAAGAAGACCUAGAGUACAAAUUGAAAGGAUUAAUUGACCUAACCCUGGAUAAGAGUGCGAAGACAAGGCAAGCAGCUCUUGAAGGUAUUAAAAAUGCACUGGCUUCAAAAAUGCUGUAUGAAUUUAUUCUGGAAAGAAGAAUGACUUUAACUGAUAGCAUUGAACGCUGCCUGAAAAAAGGUAAGAGUGAUGAGCAACGUGCAGCUGCAGCAUUAGCAUCUGUUCUUUGUAUUCAGCUGGGCCCUGGCAUUGAAAGUGAAGAGAUUUUGAAAACUCUUGGACCAAUCCUAAAGAAAAUCAUUUGUGAUGGGUCGGCUAGUAUCCAGGCUAGGCAAACUUGUGCAACUUGCUUUGGUGUUUGCUGUUUUAUUGCCACAGAUGACAUUACUGAACUAUACUCAACUCUGGAAUGUUUUGAAAAUAUCUUCACUAAGUCCUAUCUCAAAGAGAAAGACACUACUGUUAUUUGCAGCACCCCUAAUACAGUGCUUCAUAUCAGCUCGCUUCUUGCAUGGACACUACUGCUGACCAUAUGCCCAAUCAAUGAAGUGAAGAAAAAGCUUGAGAUGCAUUUCCAUAAGCUUCCAAGCCUCCUCUCUUGUGAUGAUGUAAACAUGAGAAUAGCUGCUGGUGAAUCUUUGGCACUUCUGUUUGAAUUGGCCAGAGGAAUAGAGAGUGACUUUUUUUAUGAAGACAUGGAGUCCUUGACGCAAGUGCUUAGGGCCUUGGCAACAGAUGGAAAUAAACAUCGGGCCAAAGUGGACAAGAGAAAGCAGCGGUCAGUUUUCAGAGAUGUCCUGAGGGCAGUGGAGGAACGGGAUUUUCCAACAGAAACCAUUAAAUUUGGUCCUGAACGCAUGUAUAUUGAUUGCUGGGUAAAAAAACACACCUAUGACACCUUUAAGGAGGUUCUUGGAUCAGGGAUGCAGUACCACUUACAGUCAAAUGAAUUCCUUCGAAAUGUAUUUGAACUUGGACCCCCAGUGAUGCUUGAUGCUGCAACACUUAAAACGAUGAAGAUUUCUCGUUUUGAAAGGCAUUUAUAUAACUCUGCAGCCUUCAAAGCUCGAACCAAAGCUAGAAGCAAAUGUCGAGAUAAGAGAGCAGAUGUUGGAGAAUUCUUCUAGAUUUUCAGAACUUGAAGACUAUUUUCUAAUUUCUAUUUUUUUUCUAUUUCAAUGUAUUUAAACUCUAGAGACGGUUUUUAUCUUGGAUUAACUUAGAUAACUUUUGUAGUAGGAGUUAUAUUGCUUAUAAUUUAAUGUACAGUAUUGAAACUGUUGCGUUCUGAUUAUUAAAUAUUCUCUGUAAAUCAGUAAACAUGUAUAAAGUGUUUGUAAUGUCAUAAUUGGUCAUAAUUUAUUUACGAAGACAGCAAAAAACUUUGAUUUCAUGAUGGGGAAAACUAUUAGCCAAAGUUUAAUUUCUUACACUGUGGUUGUCAAAAAUACUGAUUUACUAUAAUGAUAUAUACAUACAAGAUAUUUAACUUAAUAUCUUAGACAAGAGUUCUGGAUACAAUUUUGGGAUCUAGUUCCCUGGGAAAGCUGCUGUAUUUUUAAUUUUUAAUGGAAUGUAGCUUUUAAAAUCCUGUCAUUGGCAUCAACAAAAGGAAUUAUGCCAUGAGACCUUACAGUUGUACUUAAAAGCCAUUCAGUUCAGCUACUGGGAGUUCACGAUGAAUUAGCAUAUGCCAGAAAGGUUGCUAACCUUAACGUCUGAGAGCAGUAACACUGAUUUUAUCUGCUGUAUGAGACUUUGUGCAUUUUACUUUGAAAUAAAGUUUUUUUUCACACUGAAAGUGCUUCUCUUCUAAUAGAAGAAACUUUAUUUAUGGCUUUGAGGUACAGAGUCCAAAAUGACUAGGCCAGGUGGGCAGGGAGACAAAACUUUAUGUAUAUAUUUGCAAACAUUAAAGUAGAUGAAAAGAAUGUAGCAAUACAUAAUUGGGAUUAAGGUUUCUGACUUUCGAGAAUAUUACUGCUUGGCAACGUGCAGUGGCUCAUGACUGUCAGCACUCGGAGGCUGAGGCGGGAGGAUGGCAUGAGCCCAGUUUGAGACCAGCCUGGGCAACAGCGAGACCCUGUCUCUACUAGAAAUUUAAAAAAAUGAGUGUGGUGGUGUGUGCCUGUACUCUUUAUCUACCUGGGUGCUGAGGCAAGAGGGUAACUUGAGCCCAGGAGGUCAAAGCUGCAGUAAGCCGCGAUUGUGCCACUGCGCUCCAGCCCGGGUGACAAGAGUGAGGCCUUGUCUCAAAAGCACAACAGUAAAAAGAAUAUUGCUGCUUGUUUGCCCAUGAGGUUUAUUUCUUUCAUUUUGUGAAAAGCGUUUUGACAGCACAUUCACAUUUAAUAAACUUUAGAUUAAAAUACAUAGUGCAAGCAACGUGCCAUUUCAAAUCCGUAGAGUUGUUUCUUUGAUACUCUUGGUGUAGGUCACAGUGAGGAAUAGGGAAGCAUAUACACUUUAGGGAGAAGUAUCAAAAUCAUUUAAGGUCUUUUUUCCAAACUAGUGUUCCUCUCCAACAUCCAACAACUCUUGGAAGUCUGGUGCUCCCUCUAGGUGAAAACCAUUUGCUGUCGUAUGGAGUCACUGUUGCUGAGUUCCAUCCCCCAAUUACAGUACAGUGGAAAACAGGUUUAGAAUCUAGAACUUGUUUGUAUGUUGUCACUUGGUUAUAUUCCAAGUAGGUUAGAACCAUGGAAAAGAGAUUGCAAAUGGUAUAGUUUCUUCUAAAUAUUCAAUUGCAUAUAUUUAUGUAUAUGUAAUUAUAAAUAAAAAUGAAUUUUU